Messenger RNA from Solanum pennellii, 2798 nucleotides. RefSeq names its product pentatricopeptide repeat-containing protein At1g51965, mitochondrial. NCBI's taxonomy places the organism in Eukaryota, Viridiplantae, Streptophyta, Magnoliopsida, Solanales, Solanaceae. The transcript has 2 exons. The record is from RefSeq and is a predicted model, not a curated record. Gene Ontology annotation, molecular function: protein binding. Bases 123 to 2096 code for a protein of 657 amino acids.
AGUCCAUUAAGAGCCUCGGCCCAAUGGGCGGUGGGCCGUUAGGUAAAACAGUCCAUAGACUGGUGCUGGGUUCCUUUACUCUUCCUCCUGUCUGUGCCCACUUGAACAUAACAAAAUAAUUCAUGCAGCUCAGGCAUCCCUGUCACCGGCUCCGGCUGAUUUACCGGCAGCAGUUCCGAUACUUCGCCACCAAGUACAGUGGCAGAGUAGUGGUGGAAGCUGAAGAUGGCCGUUCAUUCGCCGUCGAAGUGGAUGCCCCUACUCUUCACACCGACUCCAGAGGCUAUGCUCUCCCCCGCCGUGACCUAAUCUGUAAGGUUUCCCAGAUUCUUAAGUCACGUCCUUCUCCUUCUUCUGAUCCUUUCCUUGACUUAUCUGACUAUCUGGAUACAUUGACAAUAACCCUAACUCCCUCUGAAGCUUCUGAAGUUCUCAAAUCCCUCAAGUCUCCAAACCUUGCUCUUCGCUUCUUCCGAUUUUGCCCCUCUGAGAUCCCUAAAUUCCGCCAUGACUGCUUCACUUACAACCGUAUCCUUCUCAUCCUCUCGAAAUCUUCUCUUCCUAACCGGCUCGAUUGUGUCCGCGAGAUUGUUGAUGAAAUGGAACGUACUGGUAUUCAGGGAAACAUAUCCACUGUUAAUCUUCUUAUUGGUACAUUUGGUGACGGCCAAGGGAAUGGUGUUAAUGAGCUAACUAGGUGUUUGGGGUUGGUUCAAAAAUGGGAUCUGAAGUUGAAUUGCUAUAGUUAUAAGUGUCUUUUACAAGCCUAUAUCAGAUUGUGCAAUCCGGACAAGGCUUUGGAAGUUUACCAAGAAAUGCGGAGACGUGGGUACAGAUUGGAUAUAUUUGCAUACAACAUGCUUCUUGAUGCUCUUGCUAGGGACCAAAAGGUUGAUCAGGUCCACAAGGUUUUUGAGGACAUGAAGAAGUGGCACUGCGAACCUGAUGAAUAUACGUAUACCAUUCUGAUUAGAAUGACUGGGAAAUUGGGGAAGCCCGGGGAAUCACUUUCUUUCUUUUUGGAAAUGCUGUCUAACGGUAUUUCACCAAAUUUAAUUGCUUAUAAUACUAUGAUCGAAGCUCUUGCCAAAGGCCAUAUGGUUGAUAAGAGUAUCUUUGUCUUCUCUAAGAUGGUGGAGAAUAGUUGCCGGCCCAAUGAAUUUACUUACAGUAUUAUUUUAAAUGUAUUGGCCGCAGAAGGGCAACUUGGAAGACUUGAUGAAGUUGUGGAAAUAUCUAAGAGAUACAUGAAUAAAUCGAUAUACGCAUAUCUUGUUAGAACGUUGAGUAAAUUAGGCCAUGCAAGCGAAGCUCAUAGGCUGUUUUGCAAUAUGUGGAGCUUCCAUGAUAGAGGAGAUCGUGAUGCCUACUUGUCCAUGUUAGAGAGCUUAUGCAACUCUAAGAAAGUAACUGAGGCUAUUGAUUUGCUGAAUAAGAUGAUUGAAAAGGGAGUAAAAGCAGAUAGCUUCAUGUAUAAUACCGUCUUCUCUGCACUUGGGAAGCUAAAGCAGAUUCCUCAUCUUCAUGAUCUCUAUGAAAAGAUGAAACGGGAUGGCCCCACACCAGACAUAUUUACUUAUAACAUUUUGAUAUCUAGCUUUGGUAGAGCGGGGGAGGUUGGGGAAGCUCUCAAGAUUUUUGAAGAACUUGAGAAUAGCAAUUGUAAACCUGAUAUUGUCUCCUACAACUCCUUGAUAAAUUGUCUGGGAAAGAACGGAGACAUUGAUGAAGCGCACAUGAAAUUCAUCGAGAUGCAGGAGAAGGGCUUGAAUCCUGAUGUUGUAACAUACAGCACUCUCAUUGAGUGCUUUGGGAAGACUGAAAAAGUUGAGAUGGCACGUCGGCUAUUUGAUGAAAUGCUUGCAGCUGGCUGUUAUCCUAACAUAGUGACAUACAAUAUCUUACUUGACUGUCUCGAGAGAAGUGGGAGAACUUCAGAAGCUGUUAGUUUAUAUGCAAAACUGAAGGAACAAGGUUUGGCAGCUGAUUCAAUCACAUACACCAUCCUUGAACGUUUACAAAGUGGUUCUCAUAGAACAUCAAGAGUUCGCAGAAAAAAUCCUAUCACCGGUUGGGUGGUUAGCCCAUUAAGGUGACAUGCAAACAAGGAUUUAGAUUAAGAUGCUCAUGAUUACACGCUUAAAGGAUCCUACCACUUGGUUGAGCUUUCGCUUGAGCCAGCAUGGUGCUAAAGUGACCUGACAUUGAAUUUAUACUGAGAACUCUGUUGAUGAGAAUUUCAACUGUCUCAAAGAGUGACCUGCUGUAGACGACAUGAACUGUUCCUUAUGUGAAAGUCGUUACAAGAUCUCAUCUCUUUGUCAGAGAGGCAACUGUAUAUUGGUGAAAUUGCCCCAAUCACUCAUGUUGCCAGAGUUGAGAUGAGAAGUGAAUAGAAGACAGUUACAAGUGCGAAGCUGGUUAUUUGUAGAACUAGAACUGGCACUGUUUCUGGAAAUCAAAUAUUUAACUGAACUGAUCAAUUGUUUUGACAGAAUUGAGGUGAAAAGUGAAUCAGUAAGCAGGGUCAGAUCACAGGUGGGAAGGUGUUUUGUUUUUAGCUCUGGAAAUUAUCUAUUUUUGUCUCCGAUGCUGUCGUUGAAUGUAUCAUAUUGUGGGUGUAUAACUAUCCUCAAGAUGUGCUAUUUGGAUUCAUUAUUUUAAGCUCCCACUUGGAGUGAUUGUUCCUGAACCAGUUCUCCAUCCCAAUCUGCAUUUGUAUAUUUUUUGUGUUCAAGACUGAACAAUUAGUGAAAAUUUUCAGGUACAUAUAUAUUUAUGUGAAAGCUUCCGAUCAA